Messenger RNA from Pelagomonas calceolata, 1839 nucleotides. The record is from the annotation of a GenBank genome assembly. Lineage: Eukaryota; Pelagophyceae; Pelagomonadales; Pelagomonadaceae.
AUGCUGCCCGAGGUCCCCUCCCCGAGUUGUAUAGAGAAGAACGCAAUGCCCGAAGCAGAGGAGGGCUACGCCUCCGUCGCCAUGCGCCGGCGGACCCUGAGCAGCCGCGGCGAUUCAUCAAGAGUCUCCGUAAUUACCGAGGCCCAACGCUUCCGUCCCAAACAGCACUAUCUGAGAAGUACGGUCUAUAACGAAGACUCCCUGCUACGCUUAGAUGAGACGAGCAGGGAGGCGAAGCGCGACAAGGCCGUGUUGAGGGAGGGCUUGUCUAGGGACCCGGCGGCGCGGGAGGAACGAGGAAUAGAUGCUAUUGUUGAGUGCUUGCAAAGGACCUGGCCGCGAGCUAAAGAGUUAGAUGGUCGCGCGUUACGAAGAGUGACGCGCGCCGCGCGGUUGAUGGAAGCCUAUGACGGCCAGUGCCUGCCUGAAAAAGAGCAGUUCUGCGUGUUCUUGGAUGGUCGCGUCGAUCCUCCCUAUAAAUGGGGUGAAGCUGUCACAAUAUGUACGAUCCGAAGCAUGAAGGCCGAGUUUCUAUCCCUGAGAGAUACGGAUGUGGAAGAUGUAUUAGCAGUCCACAGGGAAACGGAGAGGAGACGAGCUUUUGAUACCUUGAAGAACGUACCUCUAUUUAGGAGGUGGUCCAAAUCCAAGGUCCACAAGAUCUGCCAGAUGCUGACGUUCCAUUACCUGAGGCGGGGCGACCGCGUCGUAAGGCAAGGCGAAGCGACGGACAACGUCUACUUUCUGUUGGACGGGUCUUGUCUGAUAUCAAGGCACCGCGUAGAGAGGGGCAAGAACUCGUGGCCGACGCGCGUGUCCAAAAAGCACCCCGUCGUCUGGCAGUCCGUGAGGAAAGUCCGACGGUCGAAGAAGGCCAUCGGUAGGUUAGGGGCGGGCGACACUUAUGGUGAGCAGGGUCUUAUGAAAGAAGCCCCAUGUGGAGAGACGGUCACAUGCACCGAGCCCUCGACGCUCGUCGCCCUGAACAAGCGCGCGUUCCGCGACGUGCUCGACAAAGCCCGCAAGGCCCACGAGCAGGCCCAAAGAGAUCCGCGCGUCAAUACCAGUGGACACCCGUCCGCCGACGAGUUGCUCGCUGCCGUGGCCGCUAUUGAUAAUCCUGACAAUGCGGGCCCGCCGAGAGCUUUGACAAGACCGCCGACGGCCCAGACACCCAAUCCUCUAAGAUGGCGUUCCGUGGACGACGACGACGCCUCGCUCCUAUCUAAAGGUCUCGAGAUCGACUCGAGGCUGCGAUAUCAUCGUCAUAGAGCCGAGAAGGUCGGCUGUUCUUUGGGCGACGACGCGUCGAUAUUGUCGGUGCGGCGCGGCCGCGACGCGCUGAAGCGGGAAAGGGCGUCGCAGGUCGAUUUGCGAAGACAGGAGCAAGCUAGAGCGCGGAGAAGGGGCGACUUCCCCGAGGUGCGGCGGAUCCAGGGCAUGAUCGACGAGAUCAACGAUGAAUCAAGCAUCGUGCCCGUCGAUUUUGCGGCGGACGAGGGGUCCUACGGAAGUUAUGGAGACGACCUGUCGUGCGUCACGUUCGACACCUUGGCGACAGGUGGAGGCGUCGCGCCUGUUGCGAGGCGGCCGCGGCCCGGCGUGCCGCCGCGGCGGCGCGCGCGGGCCCGCGGGCCACCGCCGCAGUCGUCGCUCCAGAAAAACUUGAUCGGCCUCCGGACGCGCCCGCGCGGAGGGUUCGUCGACGCGGUCCAGGCGAACGCGCGGAAGCACGCGUUGGGGCGGCGGCGGGCGCGGCGGCGGCGCGACCUCACGUACGAGAAGCGCCGCGAAGACGCGUUCGAGUGGGGGCUCGACCACGCGGUGUUCGCGGUCUAA